AGAUACUCAACUCCAUAUAUGAAAGCAAAAUACAAUCUCGAGACUUAUAUUAAUAAAAAUAAUUUAAUAAUAAUAAUAAUACGAGCAGAUCUUUACCUCGCCGACGACGUCUUUUGCUACGGCAAACCAAAGCCCGGCCCAUCAAAUUCGGCUUUUCAACGGCUUUUGUGAUUCGAGAAUGGCUACAAUGGGAGACACGAGUAAAAGAUCUGUGAGAUGGGAUGAAGACAAACUGUCUGAAAUCGAAGCCAACAAACCUGUAAGACAGAAAAUUACAGAACCAAAGACUCCUUAUCAUCAUAUGACUGAUGUUGAUGGAUCUUUGUCUCCUGAACGGAAUUCUAGUUUCUGUGAACCGGAUGAUGAAUGUAUGCGAUCUGAAGCAAACCCCUCUGUGUUCAAUGAUAUGAUAUCUUCCAAUAGUAACAUUACUUCUGGCUGGAGCUCAUCAGAGGAUGACGCAGAUGCUAUGGAUGAAGAUAAUGAAGGCAGGAGUUCAAGCUUCAAGGAGCAGAGACGGGCUCACUAUGAUGAAUUCCAUAAAAUAAGAGAACUCAGGCGAACAGGAUCCUUAGACGCGCUAUCUAAUGAUGAAGAAGAGGAGAAGUUGAACGGGGAGUGUGAUACGCCAUCAUCAUUGGCUGUUGCUGUUGGAGAUAUAGACAUUGCAGAUGUUGAAGAUCUACCUGAACCUCAUAAAUCUUCAUACCCUGCCUAAUAUCUCAAAUCAAUGGGUAUCCAGGGCUGAAUUCACUAGCAAAUUCUGCUCCUGAUCUAAUUUCUAAACUUUUUGUUGUAAAAUGAGCAUGUGAACAUUAUCUUAGCCAUGUGCAGAAUUAUAAAAAUUGGAAAAUGUAAUAUGCAAGUAAAAUAUCUAGUUUGUGUUUGGCUAGAUGAUACCAGUCUGCUCGUGAUGUAUCUUAAAGCAUGAACUCGUGUGUUAGUUUGUUACUAUCUUCAUCUAUUGGUAUGCAAUUUUUUUGUGUGUUA
Messenger RNA from Erigeron canadensis, 990 nucleotides. RefSeq names its product protein phosphatase inhibitor 2-like. The transcript is spliced from 5 exons. Lineage: Eukaryota; Viridiplantae; Streptophyta; Magnoliopsida; Asterales; Asteraceae. Bases 179 to 718 code for a protein of 179 amino acids. Gene Ontology annotation, biological process: regulation of signal transduction. Gene Ontology annotation, molecular function: protein phosphatase inhibitor activity. The record is from RefSeq and is a predicted model, not a curated record.